AUGGUUUGUAAAGAAGUUGGAGAUAAAUUCUUCUGUAUUCUUAUUGAUGAAGCACGAGAUAUAUCUAAAUGGGAGCAAAUGACCAUUAUCUUGAGGUUUGAGAACAAUCAUUGGAUUUUGACAGAAAGAUUUUUUGCUAUCAAAAGUGAUGUCAGUGUUAUUUGGGAAUUCUUUUCUCAUUUGGAAAAUAUUGUCAAUAUUGUUACUUCUUCUACUAAGCACAUUGCUGAGUUACAUACUGCACAAAGAAAUGAAAUUGAACAUAUGUUGGCAAUUGGAGAAUGUGAUUCUGGAAGUGGGGCCAAUCAGAUUGGUAAUUUGCAGCGAGCAGGAGCUACUCGUUGGAGUUCUCACUAUGACUCAGUAAAAAGCUUGAUAGGUAUAUAUGCUGCAAGUUGCAAAGUUUUUGAAGUUCUUAGUGACUAUUCUCCAAAUGGAAGAGCUAAGGCCGAAGUUCGGGGAAUUUACAGAAACAUGGCAAGCUUUGAAUUUGUAGUCAUUUUGCACUUAAUGUAUAAAAUUAUGAUAAUAACAGAUACUCUUUGUCAUAUUCUUCAAAUAAAAUCUCAAGACAUUUUGAUUGCUAUUACAUUUGUCUCUACUACCAAAACCAUCCUUCAAGAACUUAGAGAAUGCGGGUGGGAAGAAUUUCUUCAUGAAGUGAAAGUUUUUUGUUUGAGAAAUGAUAUUGAUGUGCCUGACCUUGAUUGCCUAUAUAAGAUUGGUCGUUCUUGUCAGCAAACUACAAUUGAGCAUCAUUAUCACUUUGAUGUUUUUAAUGUAGCAAUAUAUUUCAUCUUGAUGGAGUUAAAUACUCAGUUCAAUGAGUCAUCAGUGGAACUUCUUUCUCUUAGUACAGCUUUGGAUCUGAAAAUUUUAUUUGAUUCAAUUAAUAGUGAUGAUAUUUGCAAACUUGCAAAGAAGUUUUAUCCUGAAGAUUUCACAAAUCAAGACAUCGUUGCUUUGAAUAUGAAUUGGUACAUUAUAAACUUGAUGUGA
Messenger RNA from Zingiber officinale, 999 nucleotides. RefSeq lists its product as uncharacterized. Bases 1 to 999 code for a protein of 332 amino acids. The record is from RefSeq and is a predicted model, not a curated record. Lineage: Eukaryota; Viridiplantae; Streptophyta; Magnoliopsida; Zingiberales; Zingiberaceae. The transcript has 2 exons.